Messenger RNA from Hylaeus anthracinus, 1537 nucleotides. RefSeq lists its product as uncharacterized. NCBI's taxonomy places the organism in Eukaryota, Metazoa, Arthropoda, Insecta, Hymenoptera, Colletidae. The transcript is spliced from 2 exons. The record is from RefSeq and is a predicted model, not a curated record. Bases 16 to 1521 code for a protein of 501 amino acids.
CUGUGAAGAAGCAAGAUGACCGUUAAACGCGCGGGAAAGGGCGACCGUGUGUUGCGGAUCUCGAAAAUGUCACCCGUUCCAGCUCACGGAUUGAUUACCGAGAAUGUUUUAGUGCCGAUAGCGAAGACCAUUUUCACAAAGAAACCCGGAACUGCUCGUUCAAAUCUCUCCCAACGAAGAACGGAAGUUAUCAAACCACGAAAACCCAGCGACAACUUUAUGGUACCGCUUUUGAAACGACCCUCUCAUCUCCCAGCGAAGAGAUACACGAGCACGGUUCUGCGCUCCGAACAGGUGUUCCUUAUUUCCAUACUAAUUAAAAUACGCCGGUCGAUGUGUUUUCAGAAUCACGGUAACGCGAAUUGCCGCGAGAAGAAGACAAUCUCAAAGAAGAAGCAGUUUCGUUCGAUCGAUAAAAGCUCGACUUUCCCUGCGUUUGGUCGUUUCGAACAUACUUCGCUAGAUAAGAAAAAAUCAAUGCUACCGUUUCCCUCCACGAUUUACGAUUUACCUGCCGCCACAUUCGAGAAGCGUGAAAAAAUCGUUUCAACGAGUAAAUAUCCAACCGAGGCCAAUAAAUGGAACGGAAGUCAUCGGAUACGCGAAGAAGAAACAAGGACUGUCGGUCACGUGGUAUCGGAAGUUUCAAACGACGACAAUACCUGCGAGAGCGUCAGCGACAACGUCGCCUUUCAAUCGUUGAGCGAUUUACGAGAGAUCGAUUGGUUCUCCGCGGAUACGUUAAAGACGAUAUUCGAUAAAGAGAUGCAAAUGAUGGAGAUUAAUACUUCGAAUGUACCGAUUACGCUAACCGUCGCAGCGGCAUCGACGGCAACGAUAAAAACCAAUAUCUAUCCUUGUAAAGAACAACUAACUGGCCCGUAUCAUAACUUCGCAUCGACGAAUACCGAUAACGCAGCGAAGAAAACAUUGUCGAACAUCAUUCCCCACAGUAAAGAAUCGCAAUUUCCCGCCAAAUGGAACGCGAUGAAUGCUUCUAAUCUACAUACAGAUCAAUUUCUCGAGACGAAUAAAACACCAGGUAUAUUGGGAGAUACGUGUAAGGAGAUUUUGAAAUAUACGGAUCGGUCGCGUCUGUCCUCUCUCGCAGAGAAUAAUGAUAAAUUAAAAAAUGAGCACCCUUGCAGGAUAAAGUAUUCGUGGCAAGUACUAGGUAGAGGCGCGCAGACAUCGCGCACGCUUUUGGAAAGUUUAACUAAGGAAAAUAAUCAGGAAGAAUCGGUUCACGACUGUUGCAUUAAAUAUUCUUGGCAGAUCAUUGGGACUGCCACGCAAACAUCUAAGACAGAUUCAACUGCUAAGGAUUGCAGGUCCGCUCUUUCAGUCUUAUCGCCGAGAGCUAACGCGAAUCGUGGCAAUACCACAGGAACAAAUAACGCGUUACCAGUUACUGUUUGUCGUAACGGCAAAAAGUUCUUUAUACUAAAUAACCAAUGCACGCAAACCUCUGCUCAUAAGGAGAAUCAAACUAAUUUGGCUGAAAUUCAUGGAAAUCAUUAGAUUGGUUUGUAAUUUU